AUGGAUAGUUACUACAAUCACCACUUUGAUAACACUCACAACAAUGAUGCACAUUUACCUCCUGGCUUUCGCUUCCACCCCACUGAUGAAGAGCUUAUCACAUACUACCUCCUCAAGAAGGUUCUAGAUAGCACCUUCACUGGUAGAGCCAUAGCUGAAGUUGAUCUUAACAAAUGUGAACCGUGGGAGCUUCCUGAAAAAGCAAAGAUGGGUGAGAAGGAAUGGUACUUCUUUAGCCUACGUGACAGAAAGUACCCAACUGGGUUACGUACUAAUAGGGCCACAGAGGCUGGUUAUUGGAAAGCCACAGGGAAAGACAGAGAGAUUUAUAGCUCAAAAACUUGUUCACUUGUAGGAAUGAAGAAAACCUUGGUUUUCUAUAGAGGAAGAGCUCCUAGGGGUGAGAAGAGCAAUUGGGUCAUGCAUGAGUAUCGCCUUGAAGGCAAAUUUGCUUACCAUUACCUCUCUAAAAGCUCCAAGGAUGAGUGGGUCAUAUCGCGUGUGUUUCAGAAGAGUACCACAGGUGGUGGCUCCACCGUGUCUGCCACCAUUAGUGGCUCAAAGAAAGUGCAAAGAAUAACGAGCAACUCAUCUGCUAACAUGAGCCUCUGCCCUGAACCCGGUUCACCAUCUUCCAUUUACCUUCCACCGCUUCUUGACUCUUCCCCCUACACCACCACCAGCACCGCUGCCUCCGCCUUCAACGACCGUGAAAGCUGCUCCUUCGACAACACCACCGCACAAAGGGAGCACGUGUCCUGUUUCUCCACAAUAUCUUCCGCCGCCGCCAAUGCAAGCUUUGACCUUGUUCCGCCACCUCUUACUAUGGACCCUUUUUCUCGGUUCCAGAGGAACGUUGGUGUCUCUGUCUUCCCAAGCCUGAGGUCAUUGCAAGACAACCUUCAGCUACCGUUCUUUUUCUCCCCGGCUGCGCCGCCCUUCCACGGAGGUGACAUGGCAGGUUGUGGCGCCGUCGGGAACUGGCCGGUGCCGGAGGAGCAGAGGGUGGCUGAGGGUAGUUCCACCAUGCCAUUGGGACCAUCUGAGUUUGAUUGCAUGUGGGGCUAUUGA
Messenger RNA from Gastrolobium bilobum, 1071 nucleotides. Its product is annotated as protein CUP-SHAPED COTYLEDON 2-like. Gene Ontology annotation, biological process: regulation of DNA-templated transcription. NCBI's taxonomy places the organism in Eukaryota, Viridiplantae, Streptophyta, Magnoliopsida, Fabales, Fabaceae. The coding region runs from base 1 to 1071 and encodes 356 amino acids. The transcript is spliced from 3 exons. The record is from RefSeq and is a predicted model, not a curated record. Gene Ontology annotation, molecular function: DNA binding.